UUGCCUGCGCAAUUGGGCGACGAACGGAUGGACAUUGGGGUCGCGCCAUUGCUGCUAUAAGUUGAAACAGAAGCUCUGGUGGUGAUCUUCUCUGGCUUCUUCUCCCAUUGUUGCCAUGGAAACAACGACUUUAAGGUCUCAUAGUUUCAGUCUCGAUAUCUUUAGAAGAAAACCUUUCAGGAAUCGAGGCGGACUGAUCAAACACAAUCUCCAUUUUUAUCAUCCAUUGGUUGCUGAAACCUGCAGUUCCCUGGUUACUAAUUCGUCAUGUUCUGUGAGGGGGUGCAGAAUUUUUUUAAAUAAUCACGUGCCAUUAAAUCUGAAUCAGAAAAUUUCUCUACAUUGCUCCCAUAAUCUCAGAAGUAAUUUGAAUGUCAGGGCAAGAUCUAUGCAGUCUGUGCACCUUGAAUCUGCUUCAAGAAGUUAUGAUGAUGAAACAGAUGUUCACAGUUCACAUGAUAUCAUCAAUUCUGGAACCUUGCCCUCCAGACCUAAAAUGUUUAGAAAUAGAUUCCUAAGUUUUGUUCGUCUGGGUUCUGUUGUUAAUGAUGCUGUGGAGGGAUUCUUUAAGAGUGAAAUACGGCGGAGAUUAUUUGUGACUGCUGUAUUAAUAGUUAUCAGUCGUGUUGGUUAUUUCAUUCCAUUGCCUGGCUUUGAUAGACGGUUGAUUCCUGACGAGUACUUGAGUUUUGCAUCUGGUUCUGUUGAUGAACUAGGUGAUUUUGGAGCAGAGCUUAAACUGUCACUUUUCCAGCUUGGAAUCAGUCCUCAAAUAGGAGCAUCGAUUCUUAUGCAGGUACUUUGUCAUAUUGUUCCUUCCCUGGUGAAGCUGCGGAAAGAAGGCUUAGAUGGCCAUGAGAAGAUUAAGAGUUAUAUAUGGUGGAUCUCACUUGGAUUUGCAAUAUUGGAAGCACUGAUACUUUCUUGCUACUCACUUCCAUAUUCAAUCUAUGCAGCUAGUCACAGAGUCAAGCAUGUGAUGGUGACAACAUUUUUAUUGGUCUGUGGUGCGAUGACCAUGACAUGGAUCUGUGAUAAAAUAUCGGAAUCUGGUUUUGGGCAAGGGUCGUCUUUAAUCAUAUGUGCUGGAAUAUUGACUGGCUACACAGAUACUUUGUAUAAGAUGUUGUCUCAGCUUUCUGGAAGUGCCUUGAGUUGGUGGCCGUAUAUACUUGCAGUACUUGGUGUUUUCACUGUAGUCACUAUGUGGGCAGUGGUAGUAACUGAGGGUUGCAGGAAGAUCAAAUUGCAAUACUAUGGCUUCAAACUUGCUUCUGCUGCAAGAGAUGAUUCCCUAAUUACAGAGGUGGAGCCGUAUAUCCCAUUCAACAUUAAUCCAUCAGGAAUGCAGCCUGUUCUCACUACCACAUAUCUUUUGGCAUUCCCGAGCAUUCUUGCAAGUAUUCUUGGUUCGCCAUUUUGGGAACAUGUAAAAGAGAUAUUGAACCCGGAGACUUCACUUGGUGCAGAACCAUGGGUUUACUAUUCUAUUUAUGCAUUUUUCGUCUUCCUAUUCAAUAUAUUUGACAUUGCCAACUUGCCAAAGGAAAUUGCUGAUUACUUGAAUAAAAUGGGUGCUAGAAUACCAAACAUAAAGCCUGGGAAAGCCACAAUAGAGCAUCUGACUAAGAUUCAAGCAUCAACACGUUUUUGGGGUGGCCUAUUGUUAAGUAUUUUGGCAACUACAUCAACCCUGCUCGAUCAUUAUUUACGCCGUAUAAAUGAGGGAUUUGCUAUAGGGUUCACAUCUGUACUAAUUAUUGUAAGCCCUUUACAAACUUCUCAUGUUUCUAUUGCGAUUGUUCUCAGUUUCUGAAUAAAAUUGAAAUUC
Messenger RNA from Macadamia integrifolia, 1831 nucleotides. RefSeq names its product preprotein translocase subunit SCY2, chloroplastic. Gene Ontology annotation, biological process: chloroplast organization; protein localization to chloroplast; SRP-dependent cotranslational protein targeting to membrane, translocation. Gene Ontology annotation, molecular function: signal sequence receptor activity; transmembrane protein transporter activity. The coding region runs from base 116 to 1816 and encodes 566 amino acids. Lineage: Eukaryota; Viridiplantae; Streptophyta; Magnoliopsida; Proteales; Proteaceae. The transcript has 12 exons. The record is from RefSeq and is a predicted model, not a curated record. Gene Ontology annotation, cellular component: plastid envelope; membrane.